Molecule: messenger RNA, 2375 nt
Organism: Pseudophryne corroboree (corroboree frog)
Lineage: Eukaryota; Metazoa; Chordata; Amphibia; Anura; Myobatrachidae
Gene: QPCTL
Product: glutaminyl-peptide cyclotransferase like
Exons: 7
Coding region: 21-1217 (398 amino acids)
Molecular function (GO): glutaminyl-peptide cyclotransferase activity; zinc ion binding
Source: RefSeq, a predicted model, not a curated record
CAUCCCUGUAGUGUAAUUGGAUGAUAGUGAGCGGCCCUGGUGUGAUUGGCUGGAGCCUUUGUAGUGAUGACUGGUCCUCUUCUCCAAUGUGUCCCCGCCGAGCCGCUCGCAGUCCCCGGAAUAGUGAGGGCACCCCCAGCCUUCGGGCCCCGAGACUGUGGUCCCUCCUUGUGUUCGGGGCGGGGGUGCUGCUGGGGGCUGGGCUAUUGCUAAGGGAGAGCCUGACACCUGAGAGGGAUGAGAGCAGGAGAGACGUCCGGGGCCAGGAGAUACACCCCAAAUCCCUCUCCUCUGCUCAGCUCAGGAACCUGGUGUCAGAGGUCAGUAUUCCGCGCCUGUGGUCGUCAUUCAUAGGACCUAUGCUCAUUGAGAGGUCUCCUGGGAGUGCCGGCAACCGGCUGGUGAGAGAGCUCAUCACUGGCCACCUCCGGUCUUUGUCUGCAGGGUGGACUGUGGAUCUAGACCUGUUUGAUGCGGCUACCCCACGCGGUACCUUGUCCUUCGGAAGCGUUAUAGCCACGCUCGACCACAAAGCCCAGCACCGCUUGGUAUUUGCCUGUCACCUGGACUCCAAGUGGUUUCUCCCAGACAGGAGAGGACGUCUGUUUGUCGGGGCAACAGACUCUGCAGUGCCCUGUUCUCUCAUCCUGGAGGCGGUAACUGUGCUAGAUACUCUGCUGCGGCAGCUCAAGAACAAGCCCUCCCCCCUCACACUGCAGCUGUACUUUCUGGACGGCGAGGAAGCCUUACGUGAUUGGACAGACACUGAUUCGCUGUACGGCGCACGGCACUUGGCGCAGCGCCUGGAGACUGAGCCGAUGCCAGGAGGAGCUGGGAACCAGCUAAGCGCUAUAGAACUCUUUGUCCUUUUGGAUUUGCUUGGCGCUCCAGACCCUCUAAUCCUGAACCACUUCCCGGAGACUCGCACGCACUUCCUGAGGCUCCUUUCUCUUGAGAAGCGGCUACACGGUCUGGGCCUCCUGGACUCCCACCCUGCAGAUCAUCCCUACUUCAGGUCUGAUGUGUAUUAUGGACCUGUGGCAGAUGAUCACCUUCCAUUCCUACAGCGAGGGGUCCCAGUGCUUCAUGUCAUCGCCACCCCGUUCCCUGCCGUCUGGCACACUCAUGAUGAUACGGAGGAGAACCUUCACCGACCAACAGUGGCUAAUUUGUGCCGGAUUUUUGUUGCCUUCCUGAGUGAAACCCUCUCCCUGUGACUGCGAUGAUGUAGAGAAUGACAGUAUUGGCGCCGCCGUGCGCUGUGACCUGGUGCGGCCGUACUGGCACCUUCUGCACAUUGGCUGCCAUGUUUAUGGGAGGGUUUUGCCAAAUGACUGCGUGACUAUGGCCUAUUCUUUAUUCAGUCAACAGGGGACACUUAAAAGGAGGUGUUCUCAGCGUCAGGAGUAUCUGCUGAUUUCUGUACACAGACGUCCUGCUUAUACACAGGUGCAGUUGCGGGUAUAAUGUACACAGACGUCCUGCUUAUACACAGGUGCAGUUGCGGGUAUAAUGUACACAGACGUCCUGCUUAUACACAGGUGCAGUUGCGGGUAUAAUGUACACAGACGUCCUGCUUAUACACAGGUGCAGUUGCGGGUAUAAUGUACACAGACGUCCUGCUUAUACACAGGUGCAGUUGCGGGUAUAAUGUACACAGACGUCCUGCUUAUACACAGGUGCAGUUGCGGGUAUAAUGUACACAGACGUCCUGCUUAUUACCCGGAUGCAGUUGCGGGUAUAAUGUACACAGACGUCCUGCUUAUACACAGGUGCAGUUGCGGGUAUAAUGUACACAGACGUCCUGCUUAUUACCCGGAUGCAGUUGCGGGUAUAAUGUACACAGACGUCCUGCUUAUACACAGGUGCAGUUGCGGGUAUAAUGUAGACAGACGUUCUGCUUAUACACAGGUGCAGUUGCGGGUAUAAUGUACACAUAGUAGAUACAGUAGCUGUACUGACAGAUUCAUCCACUCAGCAGUUUCCUCUCACUCGCUGAAGGGACUCGGUGACUGGGGAACACCAGAUCAAACCAGUUAGAGCUUUUUUUGACUUGAGCGCAAACCUGAUAUUAUGGUGCCCCCACGCCGUUCCCCCCCAUAUCAUUCUCAGUGUUCCCCAGACAGCUUCUGUGAUGCCAAUUAUCCAUUGAUCAGGAGACCCCGGUAUGGUCCUGUGUGCCGGUGCGGUCUCUGGCUUCUGUGUAUAUCCGUCCGGUCAGGGCGCUGCAGCGACACCUGUCAUGUCGCCGUCUUAGGAUCAUACAUUUUCUCAGGUCUUGGCGGAGGUAAAAGCUGCUCCCUGUACUGUUACAGUAUGUCUUCUGUUUUAUGUUGAGUUUGGAACAAGAUGGAGUAAACGUGGUAAGAGAUGUA